AGAUGAGACUCAAGAAAGCAUUCUCAUUAAGCCUUCGGGUCCUAAAAUCAACACAGAGGGACGGAAGAACAUCAUUAAUGUGUCGAGGGAUGACCUUCUAUCUGGAGCCAAGCGUGGAUUUCAAAGGGCAUCCUUUAAAGAAGAAAGUCAGCUCAGUGUUAGAUUUUCGGGCGAGAAUGGGAUUGACGAUGGGGGGCCGUCCAGGGAAAUCAUGAGACUUGCUCUUCGAGAGCUCCGGGACUCCUGUAUUUUCACAGGUCCACCUGACAGUCGGAACAUCCAGGUUGAUGUUGCAGCCGAGGAGAAAGGCAGGAUAUUUUAUGGCAGGACGUAUCAUUGCUUACAUCCUUAUCCAUGGCGGACCACUCCCUCGCUUCUUUUCUCCAUAGACUUAUUCCAUGUUAAUUGGAACACCAACAGUAUAGCGGAUGCCACGGAUGAAGCAGGAUUUUUGGAGGCGUUGGUAUGUGUGCAGGACAUAGUGGAUUUCAUAGGUGCCCUGUCCUUGUCAAGAUAUGUAAAACAGAAGGAACUUGUGCAGGCAUUGACAACGCAUAUCGUUGUAAAGAGAAAACGGGACGUGAUUGAACAGUUCAAGGAUGGACUUCGCACCCUUGAUGUACUUAACCAGAUGGAAAAGUACCCAAGAACAAUGAAAGGUUUCUUCACUGCAACAGACAGACCUGAAGUUGAUGCAGUGCAAGUGGACAGUCUGUUUACUGUCAUCUUCAGUGAACCUGGCAGCAAUCAUUUCCAACAGGAAUUGAAAACACAGGUUCACUGGAGAGAUUUUCUGCAAGAUUUAGAAGAAACUCAGUCACUGGGAAAACUCCUAGCGUUUGUGACUGGUCUGGACGAAGUCCCACCCUUGGGCUUCUGGCCCCAACUGAGACUGGAGUUCUCCCAUCCAGGGAUCGACUCCUACGACGGCACACCAUAUGCCAACACAUGUGCCAAUUCACUGAGGGUCCCAGUGCUUCAAGUAUACCAGUCCUUCAAGGAAGUGAUGAUGCUUUCCUUGGAAGUUGGAACUGUCUUCACGAACGCAUAAUUUGUGAGAGAGAAAACUCUUAGUUAAGAUUAUUAUUUGGUUACAUUAAUCAUAAGAAUAUUCUUAAAUCAUGAAAAGAUUUCUUUGUAACAGGCCAAAGUAUACCCUAGACCAAACUAUGCCCAGGGUUAAAACGGCCUAGGCUAGAAUGUACCCUGGGUAUAUUAUGUCCUAGGCCAAUUUAUACUCCGGGGACCAAUUCAUACCUCACAGGACAGAUUAUACCCCCCAGUAUAGCCCAGCUAAGAUAUACCUGGGUUAAGGUGACCUGACCUUGGCCUGACUCCCAUCCACUUUUCCCAGGUCAGAAGAUUAUACCCCUAUGAUGUCAGAAGUGUUUAUUAUACAGACUUUUAUUACUUCAACCAGGGAA
Molecule: messenger RNA, 1424 nt
Organism: Haliotis rubra (blacklip abalone)
Lineage: Eukaryota; Metazoa; Mollusca; Gastropoda; Lepetellida; Haliotidae
Product: G2/M phase-specific E3 ubiquitin-protein ligase-like
Exons: 5
Molecular function (GO): ubiquitin-protein transferase activity
Source: RefSeq, a predicted model, not a curated record